UGAGCCUUCAAACUGUCUUCCUCACGCUCUUAGUUUGUUUUCAAAUUUCCUCAUUUCUCUCCCCUCAUCCGAACUCCGCUAAGAAGUCGGGCUGCUUCAAAAUCAACAACUGCAAGUGUAUCAUGAAGGAUGGGAGCGGGGUGAUAAACCUGAAUGCUAUGGGAGAUGCCGAGGGUUUCCUGGGGCAUUUGAAGCCUGUGUCAGCAGAGAACAUGCCAGUAGGUGCAGAAAUCCUCCUGUCCUUCAGCCCCUGCCAGCCCUUCUCCCAGCCAGAGGACCUGACAGGAGCCGACUGUACCAACGUGGCUGCAUGUCUCAUAGUCAGGCUCAACAGCUACAUUAGCCGCUAUAUCACUUAUGGAAGACAUGACGGGAAUGAAUUCCACUACAAUGACACCCUGAAGAUGCUGUCUGUCUCAUACUUUGUUCAUGCGGGGCAGCCGCUGACAGUAGUGCAUUACCACUGCAAUCCAAACCAGUCCACUUCUUUGAUCCGGGACCAGAAACUCCGCACUGGGGAACCCUUGCAGAUCUGGGUGGAGAGCCACUGUGCCUGUCCAAAUGCCUGUGCCAUGGGAGAUCUGGGUCUAGGCACCAUCUUCCUCAUCAUCCUCUCCCUCAGUGCAGCUGCAUACUUCAUCCUUGGGUCCUGUGCUCUCAGGCCUUUUCAGAGCAGCAGUGGAGUCCAGAUCUCUCCAGAGCACAGUGUGUGGUGUAUGAUCUGCUACCUCUGUACUGAGAGUAGGCCUGCAAGAAGACACUACACAGAGACAGCACACUGAAUGAUAAGCAGCUGCCCGUCCCUGGGGCACUGCAAGGUGUCUCAACGUGUCCCAGGUUCUGACCUGAAGGUGUCAUCAUGUCCCAUGGGGGGGGGGGGCCAAGAGUCAGCAUGGUUUUGUUUUUGCAAUUUGCUCAAAGGGACGGGCUUGCGCUCUAUAAACUUGUACACUGCAUUGUGUGGACUUAAUCAGUACAUGAUACAUUUCUUUUGGUUAGGUUGUUUUGCUUAAAAUCCCAUGUUUUGUGUAUAUUCAAUACAUUUUGAAA
Etheostoma spectabile (orangethroat darter) is the source of this 1050-nucleotide messenger RNA. RefSeq lists its product as uncharacterized. The record is from RefSeq and is a predicted model, not a curated record. Lineage: Eukaryota; Metazoa; Chordata; Actinopteri; Perciformes; Percidae. Gene Ontology annotation, cellular component: trans-Golgi network. Bases 123 to 782 code for a protein of 219 amino acids. The transcript has 4 exons.